Apis mellifera (honey bee) is the source of this 1301-nucleotide messenger RNA. RefSeq lists its product as uncharacterized. The transcript has 6 exons. The record is from RefSeq and is a predicted model, not a curated record. Gene Ontology annotation, biological process: signal transduction. NCBI's taxonomy places the organism in Eukaryota, Metazoa, Arthropoda, Insecta, Hymenoptera, Apidae. The coding region runs from base 191 to 868 and encodes 225 amino acids.
CAGGACAAAAGAUUGCGUUCAUCUAUGGCGCGUUAAUCGGAUACGUUCGCGUCGCUCGCAGAAAAUAAUAAACACGGCAUCACGUAACCUUCGGGCCGGUAUGAACCUUUAAAAUUCCACGGUUAAUUAUUGAAUGUCGUGAACAAGUGAACAGACCGUCCUCCAGAAAUCUGGGCGCGUUUCUCAGCCCAUGAAACGAAUUAUGGGCAUGCAAAAUUCGAAGAGACAGGACACAGACGAUGACAUAAUAUCGAAAAAAUCGUUGCAGACGGUGAAGCAAAUCAUCAACUUCCUGAAAGAACAUGCCAGAGAGGAAGGUUUAUUCCGACGUGCAGGCCGUCGUGAUCUCAGAAGAAGGAUCUUAAAUUCUUUGAAGAAAGGAGAGAAACCUCAUUUAGGGAACAAUGACGCGGCUUUGGAAUGCGCAGCAGCGUUACAACUUUUCUUAUGUCAUUUAAAGAAACCCGUCAUGCCCCAGCACGUCCAGCAGCUUCUUCUGGCUGAUAAUCCCGGAGUGACCGCCCACAUGAUCGCCAGAGACGCCCUAGGAUUGAUACGACAGGAUGUUGGUGGUCGUCAUGGAGAGCUAUUGGCUGGUCUUCUUGAUUUACUGAGACACUUGACCCUUUCUGGUCCUCCAUCCGAGAGAUCAGAGCUUCGUGGUUCACCGCUUCCGAUUGCACUGCUUCCAGUCUUCUUCACUUUAACGCCGGCUGAUCUGGUAAAAUGGAAGCAAGUGGCCGCCAGAUUCAGCGAAUUAAUUACCGAGGCCCCUGAGCAACUGCAGCUGAAUGAAAAUCGAUUGUACGAAAUAGAAUCAACGAGGCUAUCCAUUGGGAACGCGGGCAACGUUAGGUUGGAGAGAUAACUGGGAUUCUUGAUGUGCCGUUGCACGGUCCACCGGCGAGUAGACUUCAUCCAGUAAUUUCCAAUUCGAAUUGAAAGCACCUAGUAUUAAGCGGCAUUACAAAUGUAAUUUUUUUUGUACACAUGUAACGAGAUAUUUUAAAUUACCCGCAUUUCCGCAUAUACCUUCAAUCGCGGAAUUUAAUUCCUUUUUUUUCCCGAAAAACAUUACAUUUUUUCCCAAUAUUUUCUUCUUUUUUUUUCCCAUUCUAUUCUUGUCCUCUUUCUUUUUACUCAAGAAAUUUUGAUUUUUCAUUUUGAUUUGGAAUGAAAAUAAUUUGGCGUGUAAAAAAAAAAUUAGGACUAUAUAUAUACACGAUAUAUAUACACGAUAAAUAUGCUAGAGAUUAUCAAUUUGUAAUCAAUUAUAUUUAAAAAUAUAUAAAAAUAAACCA